AUGAAAUCAAUGAUUGCGUUCUUUGUUAUAAUUGGUGUGGCGUGUAGUUUAGCAGACGUAAAUGAUGAUUUACGCACCAUAGAUUCCAUCUAUCCUGAGCAAGGCUGUUCCCGUGUAGGGGGCUCUUGCACUAUAGCUGAAGACUGUCCUAAAGACAUGCAAGUCGAAGAGCGUGGCCUCUGUCCAAAGCAAAGAAGCCGAGGAGUGGAAUGUUGUUACGGAGUUUCAGUAAAAGAAACCAGAUGCCGUAAAAGAGGAGGAGAAUGUAUGGAGAACUGCCGGAGAGAAUUUAAAGAAGCUUCUGACUGUCCAGAAUCUACUGUUUGCUGUAUUUUAGUGUAA
This is a messenger RNA of Arctia plantaginis, 342 nucleotides long. Lineage: Eukaryota; Metazoa; Arthropoda; Insecta; Lepidoptera; Erebidae. The record is from the annotation of a GenBank genome assembly.